Molecule: messenger RNA, 1539 nt
Organism: Rhododendron vialii
Lineage: Eukaryota; Viridiplantae; Streptophyta; Magnoliopsida; Ericales; Ericaceae
Exons: 3
Coding region: 91-651 (186 amino acids)
Source: RefSeq, a predicted model, not a curated record
AGGUCCAAUGUAAUAGGAACAGUGGGGCUAUUUUCAAAACUGAACUUGAACAAUGCCCACUUAGAGCUCUUGAAACAAACACCGUUUUGGAUGCUGAUUGAUGCCAUUAGGAAAGGCAAGUUAGCUGAAAAAGCUUGCAUGAAGUACGAUAAAACCAUCCUGAGUAUCAUUCAGAACUAUGAUACCAAUGACAGUAAGUUCCUCAUUGGUGGUAAGAAGGUUGCCAUAACAAGGAAUGACAUCAAGCUAAUCUUUGAAAUAGCUUGUGGGAACAAACCAAUAGGAGAUUUGAACAAGAAAAAAAGUGAUGUUGCAUUUGCAAAAAGAAGGGGGAUCCAGGAGGCAAGGAUUGGUAGUAAAAAGAUGAAAGACAUGAUCAAUGAAAUACUGCAAAAAAGAGAGGAAUCCAUAACUGAAGAAGACAUCCAAGAUGUAGUCCGCCUUGUAUGCAUGUUCAUUUGCCUGACGCUGUUCUUCUCCACAUCUGGAGUCACCAUUGCAUGGACAUAUGUGCAUUGCAUGGAAAAAAUAGAAGAAAUAAAAGACUACGACUGGGCACAAUCCAUUGCAGAAACAUUGAAUACAUCAAUGCACAAGUUCCAUGACAAACCAAGAGAUGCAACAGGAUGUGUGGUGGCGUUGAUGUACUGAAUUUGUGAACACACAGAUUUGAUUGCACGAUCAAAAAAUGAAGCAAUUCCAAGACUACUAAACUGGAACACCUCAGACCUGAAAAAAAGAAUUGAUGAUUUUAAAGAUUUGAGCAAUGUCAACAUUACGGUAUAUGAGGAAGAACUUCAAGAAACAUGUCAAGAGGCUCAAGUCUACAGCAUGCCACACCCAGAAGUUGUAGAUGACAAUGACAGGGAAACUAUAUCACAGAUAAUGCAGCAUACACAAUCUCCUCAAAGUCUGGCACUACGACUUGAUGAGAUACACUUAACUGAAAAACAGCAAACAUCUCCUCUUGUGUCAACAUCAUCUCCUGAGAAACAACAAGCAAUGUUCUCACAAUCACAAUCAGGCGAGACUAUGGUUCCAAGUACCUACCAAUCUCUGGACUCCAUUAAUUUCAGUCAUGGCCUAAUUAAAGAGCACAACCAAAUGGGUAAAUUCUGUGACAGCUUACUGGAGGACAAUGAUCAAGUUAUCUUCAAGGAUCUCCAGCAACAAGUCCAAUAUAUUCAGAAUCAAAAACAAAUACUUGAACAACAAAAUCACGGACUUCAAAAGGACAAGGAUAUAAUGAAAAAUGAGCUGGAGGAAAUGCAAAAAGAACGGGAUGCAAUGAAAGAAAAGCUGCAGAAGAUCGUAACUAUGUCCAACACAAUGUUGCAUGCCCAAGAAUAACACAAGUUCCUUAUAGAGAAUACUGCAAUCUUGGAAAAUGACAGCGAUACAAUGAAAAAUCAGCUGUUGGAAAUGGAAAAAGAAAGGGAUUCACUGGAACAAAAGCUGCAGAAGAUGGAUACUGUGUCAAACGUUUUGAAAAAGGACAGGGAUGAAAUGGAAAAACAACUGCUGGAAAUGGAAAAAGAA